UCCCGGAUCCGCCGGCUGGGAAUCGCGGGUUCCCAGCGCGUCCUGCAGCGCUUCCCGCGCCGCGCCCCCAGCCCAGUGCGCCGGCUCUGUGCGUGGGUGCCUGGGUGGUCGGGAGAAUGAGCCGCAUCUACCACCACGGCGCGCUCCGGAACAAGGCGGUGCAGAGCGUCCGGCUACCGGGGGCCUGGGACCCCGCCGCCCACCAGGGGGGAAAUGGUGUCCUGCUGGAGGGAGCACUGAUCGAUGUGUCUCGGCACAGCAUCUUGGACGCUCAUGGCAGGAAGGAGCGCUACUAUGUGCUGUAUAUCCGGCCUGGUCACAUCCAUCGCCGUAAAUUCGACGCCAAGGGAAAUGAAAUCGAGCCCAACUUCAGUGCCACCAGGAAGGUGAACACGGGCUUCCUCAUGUCAUCCUACAAGGUGGAAGCCAAGGGGGACACUGACAGGCUCACGCCCGAGGCGCUAAAGGGGCUGGUCAACAAGCCAGAGCUGCUGGCACUGACAGAGAGCCUCGCCCCCGACCACACAGUGGCGUUCUGGAUGCCCGAGUCGGAGAUGGAGGCAAUGGAGCUCGAGCUGGGGGCCGGGGUACGGCUGAAGACUCGGGGCGAUGGUCCCUUCCUGGAUUCACUGGCCAAACUUGAGGCUGGAACCGUGACAAAGUGUAAUUUCGCUGGUGAUGGAAAGACAGGGGCAUCCUGGACAGACAACAUCAUGGCCCAAAAGUGUUCGGAGGGGGCUGCAGCGGAGAUCCGAGAGCAGGGGGACGGGGCAGAGGACGAGGAGUGGGAUGACUGAGGGAUGUGGCUGCCUCCGGGGGCACCAGCACCUUCUGUAGCAUUGUUGAGAAUUUCUUCCAUGAACUUCUACUCUGGAGCUGGAGAGAACAGUCAGCCAAGUCUUACCUGGUUCUUCCCCACAGCCACCUUGGAAUACUCUUUGAACAAGCUCUGCUAAAACCAAACCCAUGACCACUGUGUUGGUGGUGGGGCCCCAUGCUGUGGCUCACGGAGGGCCCCUCCCUGCAUGUGAGUCUAGCCUUCUUAGACAUUACAUGAUGACCCUUUAAAAAAAAAUUAGAGAUGGAGGUCUCACUGUGCUGCCCAGGCUGGUCUCAAGCUCCUGGACUCAAGGGAUCCACCCACCUCCACCUCCCAAGGUGUUGGGAUUACAGGUGUGAGCCACCGCACCCGGCCUCAUGUUGACCCUCGCCCUGGAUUGCAGCCUGGUUUUUGGAGGCAGGUGGUGGGAGAGACCCUAGGGCAGCCUGAGAGUAACUGGACCUGGUAUUGGUGCAGAAUGGGGAAUAUCCCUUGUCUAAAUGCAGAGCGGCUGAGAGAAGUUAGCAGGGCUCUUCCUCUGUUCUCAUUGUUUCCUGCUUUCCUUCUCCACCCGCCCCCUCCUUAGCACUCCGUGUUGUAGCCUCUACUAUCCUGCUUCAAGCCUCCGUGUCCCCUGUACCUUCCCCCCGCCUCCCGAGUUGCCAGGUCUUUAUUCCCCCAUUGAUCCCAUGCCACCUCGGGGGUUCCUGUCGUCUGACAUCCCUGGCUGCUUUCCUGGUAGAUGGCAUUCCCAGAGAGGCCAACAGCAUUCCCAGAGAGGCCAACAAUGCUCCCAGAGAGGCCAACAGUGUUCCUAGGUGUGGCUGGCUGGUCUGCAUCUCUCAGACUCACUCUGCCAGGCUACAGUUUUGAGAAUACCUUUUUUGUUGUUGUUUUAUACCUGGAGGACUUUUAAUGAAUGAGUAAAUCUUCAGAAAGGAAUUCCUCCACCCUUACUGGGUUAUUGUCAGGUAUGAACAGCCUUUCAGCUGAGCAAUGUUCCUAUGAGAAGGAAGCCAUUUAUCUUGGGUCGUGAACAUUGCCUUUUUGGGUAGUAUACCCACACCCAGAUCUGUGAAGAGACCUGGGGUUGAAGUCUCCAUGUCAUCAGGACUUUGGCAUGUGGAUCUUGCUUGACUUGGGAAAAGAGAGGGUAGUGGUGAACUAAUAAUUAUGGAGUGCCCCUAAUGUGUCAAACACAAUGCUGGAUGAUUUCCAUGAUAAUAAUUACUCAUACUUGUGCUAAGCACUUGCGAUAGCUUACUUGUCACAACAGUCCAUGAGGUAUUGAUUAUCCCCAUUUUUUCAUGAGACUAAAGCUCAGAGCUCUAGGAUAGUAUACAGUGGCAAGAGGAAUUUACACCCAAGCACCCAGAUUUCAAAGCCCACAUUCUUAACUACUGGACUAUUCAUAUUACAGAGCAGGAAAAGGGUCUCAGAGAGGUUAAGCAACCUGCCCAGAGUCACACAGCUAAUGAGUAGCAGAAUCAGGAUUCAAACCCAGAGCUGUCAAAAGCAAACCUUAUGUUCCUUCCACUGUCCCCUGCUUCCUUACUUUUAAGAAAGGUCUUGGAAACGGGGCCAGAAGACGUGGUAGCCACUUCACUGGUGUUCUGUGUCUGAAUGGGACUUUCUCACAGUCAGGCCAUGCUGGGACCUCAACCAUGGGGGUGGCCAGGGAGGUGGUUGAGCAGAAGGAUAGCUGGGGACACUGACUGGGGGUAGAGUCACCCAGUGUCUUUAGACAUCCUGCUGUCUAAAGCACCGUGCCCAAAGGGUAUGGCAAACUUAUAUAGACAGGUCACCAUUCCAAACAAGGAGGCCCAGUGUGUCAAUAGGAGAGGUCCUAAAGCAACAAAAAAGGCGGGGUGUCUUGGAGGGGCUUCAGAAAGGGAAAGGCCAUUGUGUCUGGAGCUCAGAGAAUGGGGGCUGAUAUUUGAAAUGAAGCUGGAGAUUGGGCAUGGCAUCCUCACGCAUUUCGGGACUUUAUCCUUAACAUCCUGGAAGCCAGUGAUACCAUGAAGAGUGAGAUCUGAUCUGUGUUUCAAAGGUCACUUGACUGCAGAGCAACUGGAAGUGAGGAGCUCCUUUAGGAGACUGCUGCAGUUGCCUGGGUGAGAGGCUAGAGGGUUUGGGCUAUAGCAGUGGCAGGGGAGAUGACAAGAAGAGAAUGGUUUGAGGGGCAUUCGGGGGCAAAAUCAACAGGACCUGGGGGGAGACGAAGGGGUCAAGAAGGAUGCCUAGAUUCUGGGUGAGUGGCAGUGCUGUGGUGCACAAGUAGUGAUGUUAUGGUUCUGGGUGACCUGCUGUUUAGGAGCCCAGCCUAUGGCUAAGAAGUAUAGAGAACUGAAACCAGCUCCCUAGGGAUGGGAAAACCAAGUGGGCUGAUGAUAAGAAUAGGGCCCCAGGGUCAGGUGCAGUAGUAGCUCACGCCUGUAAUCUCAGCACUUUGGAAGGCUGAGGUGAGCGGAUCACUUGAGGUCAGGAGUUCGAAAGCAGCCUGACCAACACAGUGAAACCCCAUCUCUACCAAAAAAUACAAAAAGUAGCUGGGCAUGGUGGCACGUGCCUGUAGUUCUAGUGCCUUGGGAGGCUAAGGCAUGAGAAUUUCCUGAACCCAGCAGGUAGAGGUUGCAGUGAGCUGGGCGACAGAGUGAGACUCUGCCUCAAAAAAGGAAAAAGAAAGAAAGAAUAGGGUCCCAGGCUCAGCAGGUAGGGAAACUGAUGCAAAAUCCUAUUCCCUAGGGCUACGGACUAGGAAGGGAGAAGAUGGGAAGCUGCUGUGGCUCAGAGGCUGCAUGGGCAUCUGCACGGGCAGAUGGUGAGGCCAAAGCCCCUGAUUUUGCUGCGCCUCCUGCCCUGGUCAGGACUGGCUCAGGCAUUAGGGCAGGCCCAGCCAGGGCAGGAGCCUUCCUAGAUACACCUGUGGGGAGCUGAGCAAAUAUGGCAGGGCCGAAACCUUGCUUUCAGGGGCCCCCAUGUGGCUGGCAGGGGCAGCUUUCAGAAGCUAGACUGGAUCCUAUUACUCCCCAGAUGAAAAGUUCAAAUUCCUUAAUACAACUCAGAACUCAUCACAACGUCACAACCCUCCUUUCUUGGCUCGCUUCCUCCUUAAGAGCUCUGCGGCGAUCCCUUCAGACCAGCUCGAGGGAUAUUCCACAGGUUGUUAAUAGGGCUAGAAACAAAAAGCAGUGGUGUUUCUAUGAUCUAAUUUGUUGGAACAAACGUCAUGUUAAACUCAAACAUUUCUGUAGGAUUUCCCAGAGCUUUUACUAUACUAACAUUUACUGUAACACUUCAGGACAGGGUAUGAUUAAGUAUUUCCCACAUUUCUUUGGUCAUAGAACCCGUUUUUGUGAGGAGCAUUUCAUGGGACAGCUGCUCUGAGAAACAGUUUGGGAAGGGCUGUGUUGGUCCCAUGGAGGGGCUGGCCACUCUCCCACUUCCAUCGCCUUGCCUGGACUCUUUUCUUGUUGGGAGGUCCCUUUCCUCUAUCCAUCUGAAUUUCUUUUCUUCCACCAGUGUCCAGCUUGCCUUUCACCAUGGGCCUAAUGAUGGAAAUUGACAGUUAUUUUGUAUCUUCAAAA
Molecule: messenger RNA, 4407 nt
Organism: Rhinopithecus roxellana (golden snub-nosed monkey)
Lineage: Eukaryota; Metazoa; Chordata; Mammalia; Primates; Cercopithecidae
Gene: ARPIN
Product: actin related protein 2/3 complex inhibitor
Biological process (GO): negative regulation of actin nucleation
Source: RefSeq, a predicted model, not a curated record